Molecule: messenger RNA, 866 nt
Organism: Ambispora leptoticha
Lineage: Eukaryota; Fungi; Glomeromycota; Glomeromycetes; Archaeosporales; Ambisporaceae
Source: the annotation of a GenBank genome assembly
AUGGCCUCUAAAAGAAAAUCCACAAAAAAUACGAGAGAGAAAGUUCAUAAUACGCAAGCACUGCCUAGUAAGGCAACCUCCAUUAGAAAAACAACUCCCGUCAAAGAAGCAACUUCCGUUAAGACACCAGCUUCUAUUAGAAAAGCAGCUCCUGUUAGGAAAGCAGCUCCUGUUAGAAAAGCAGUUCCUGUUAGAAGAGUAUUACCCAUAAAACUCAGCAUACUUCUAUUAUCCGAAACAAAUGACAAAGAACAAAGAAUUGAAAACGUAAUUGAAGAAAUUAUGGAUGAGGAAGAGGAUGAUUUAAGAGAGGAUAAUUUAGGAGAAGAUGGUUUAAAAGAAGAUGGUUUAAGGGAGGAUGUUUUAAGUGAGCAUGGUUUAAGAGAAGAUGUUUUAAGUAAGCAUGGUUUAAGAGAGGAUAAUUUAGGAGAGGAUAAUUUAAGGGAGGAUUAUUUAAGAGAUGAUGAUUUAGAAGAAGAUAAUAGUUAUGCAGUGGUAUCAGUUGACAAUUUCGAUUUUCAUAAUGAGUUGGCAUCAGAGAAUUUUAUAUCUUUAAAAUCUACAAACAGGGAUCCUGCGACAAUGCUAUUCUCAUAUUCAAGGUCUAUAGAAAAGAAUGUAACAAGAAAUAUGCCAUAUACAGCCACAGCAAAUUCGCACUCAAAUAAUGAUAGUGAUUUACCUCAAGAACCCUUUACAAAGCUCAAAAAUGCAUCAAACAAAUUUGAAGUUGCCUCAUGGGUAGCUUUUCAUCUGAGGGUUCUAAAUUUGGCUAAUAAUAUCUUUAAUGCAAGAAAAGCUGAAAUCUUAGAUGAAAUGCACCCAAAGACCAUUGAUUCAUACCAGAUCAUUCAGAGAUUAGUAAG